Paramecium sonneborni is the source of this 434-nucleotide messenger RNA. Lineage: Eukaryota; Ciliophora; Oligohymenophorea; Peniculida; Parameciidae. The record is from the annotation of a GenBank genome assembly.
AUGCUAUAAAAACAUUACUUUUCAAUGAGAGAUGAAGGAUAAAAUAUUGAAAUAGGAAACCCCUUUCUUCUUAGAGAUAAGCUUUAAGGUAUUGAUAUCCUAGAAAUUAAGAUUAAAUUAAUAUGACUUCAAUUUCCUAAAUUGCCAGUGUAAAAGGAUUCGAUACAGUAUUUAUUUUAGCUUUUAGACAUCGUUAAUUCUAAUUAAAAACUUAUACAGCAUCAUAACGUUAAUUUUUUGAUUGAAAGUAUUUUAUAUUUGUAGAAUAUCAUAAAUAAUUUGAAGGAGAUAAUAAUCCGAUCGAAAAGGAUGAAUUUGAUAAAGAAACAAUCACUUAAUUAUUAAACUUAAAGUCGAGAAAAAUCAAUUAUAUAUAAUAGUUUUACAAAAAUGAUUUCAAGAAUGAUGGUGUAAUCAAAUCUUAUUAAAUUUGA